Messenger RNA from Falco peregrinus (peregrine falcon), 7226 nucleotides. RefSeq names its product cell division cycle and apoptosis regulator 1 (gene CCAR1). The transcript is spliced from 25 exons. Gene Ontology annotation, cellular component: nucleus. The coding region runs from base 175 to 3624 and encodes 1149 amino acids. The record is from RefSeq and is a predicted model, not a curated record. Gene Ontology annotation, biological process: regulation of DNA-templated transcription. NCBI's taxonomy places the organism in Eukaryota, Metazoa, Chordata, Aves, Falconiformes, Falconidae.
CGGGACGUAAGCAGUGUGCGCCGCGGCCUGCCGCCCUGCGCGGGGGUGGGCGCGCCUGCGCACUGGGGGCGCGCUCGGUGCGGGAGGCUCCGAGGGGCUGGCGAUGGCUCCGGCGAGGCGCCGCUCAGAUUGCAGUUAUAGAAGAUAGACACCCAGGAGAUUUUGCCUUUCGCCAUGGCUCAGUUUGGAGGACAGAAGAAUCCCCCUUGGGCUACUCAGUUUACAGCCACUGCAGUAUCUCAGCCAGCUGCUCUUGGUGUACAGCAGCCAUCGCUGCUUGGAGCCUCUCCUACAAUAUACACCCAGCAGACGGCAUUGGCAGCGGCAGGCCUAACUACACAAACACCAACGAACUAUCAGCUAACUCAGACAGCUGCUUUACAGCAGCAAGCUGCAGCUGCAGCAGCUGCGUUACAGCAGCAAUAUUCACAACCUCAGCAGACUCUCUAUAGUGUACAGCAACAGUUGCAGCAACCUCAGCAGACCCUUUUAACUCAGCCAGCUGUUGCACUACCUACCAGUCUUAGCCUGUCUACUCCUCAGCCGGCAGCCCAGAUAACUGUUUCUUAUCCAGCCCCCCGGUCAAGUCAACAGCAAACCCAACCACAAAAGCAGCGUGUCUUCACUGGGGUAGUUACUAAACUACAUGAUACAUUUGGUUUUGUGGAUGAAGAUGUCUUUUUUCAGCUUAGUGCUGUUAAAGGAAAGACACCUCAGGUGGGUGACAGAGUUUUGGUAGAAGCUACUUACAAUCCUAAUAUGCCAUUCAAAUGGAAUGCACAGAGGAUCCAGACACUUCCAAAUCAGAACCAGACACAAGCUCAGCCGUUACUGAAGACACCUCCAGCGGUUCUUCAGCCCAUUGCACAGCAGACUGCAUUCAGUGUUCAGGCACAGCCACAGCCACAGUCCUUGUUGCAGGCACAGAUAUCGGCAGCUUCAAUCACACCUUUGCUUCAGACACAGCCUCAGCCGUUACUGCAGCAGCCACAGCAGAAAGGUGGCUUGUUACAGCCCCCUGUUCGUCUAGUUUCACAGCCUCAGCCAGCUCGAAGAUUAGACCCACCAUCCAGAUUUUCUGGGAGGAAUGACAGAGGAGGAGACCCUAUGCCAAACCGAAAAGAUGACAGGAGUCGUGAAAGAGAACGAGAGAGACGUAGGUCCCGGGAAAGAUCACCCCAGAGAAAACGCUCCAGAGAGAGAUCACCUAGACGAGAGAGGGAGAGGUCACCUCGGAGACCGCGACGUGUUGUUCCUCGUUACACGGUUCAGUUUUCCAAGUUUUCAUUGGACUGCCGUAGCUGUGAUAUGAUGGAGCUGAGGAGGCGUUACCAGAACUUGUAUAUCCCAAGUGAUUUCUUUGAUGCUCAGUUUACUUGGGUGGAUGCUUUUCCUAUGUCUAGACCGUUUCAGCUGGGGAACUACUGUAAUUUCUACGUAAUGCAUAGAGAAGUAGAUCCUAUAGAUAAAAAUGCUGCGGUCCUUGAUCCACCUGAUGCUGAUCAUCUGUACAGUGCAAAGGUGAUGUUGAUGGCUAGUCCUAGUAUGGAGGAUCUCUAUCAUAAGUCAUGUGCUCUGGCUGAAGAUCCCCAAGAACUUCGUGAUGGAUUUCAGCAUCCUGCUAGACUUGUAAAGUUUUUAGUGGGUAUGAAAGGCAAAGAUGAAGCUAUGGCUAUUGGAGGACACUGGUCCCCUUCACUGGAUGGACCUGAUCCAGAAAAGGACCCUUCCGUGCUGAUAAAGACGGCUAUUCGCUGUUGCAAGGCUCUUACAGGGAUUGACUUAAGUGUGUGCACACAAUGGUACCGUUUUGCAGAGAUUCGCUACCAUCGCCCUGAGGAGACCCACAAGGGGCGUACAGUUCCAGCUCAUGUGGAGACAGUGGUUUUAUUUUUCCCGGAUGUUUGGCAUUGCCUUCCCACCCGCUCAGAGUGGGAAACCCUCUCCCGAGGAUACAAGCAGCAGCUGGUCGAGAAGCUUCAGGGUGAACGCAAGGAGGCUGAUGGAGAACAGGACGAAGAGGAAAAGGAUGAUGGGGAAGCUAAAGAGAUCUCUACACCUACACACUGGUCUAAACUGGAUCCAAAAACAAUGAAGGUAAAUGACCUUCGCAAAGAAUUAGAAAGUCGAACCCUUAGCUCUAAAGGACUGAAAUCUCAGUUGAUAGCUCGACUGACAAAGCAGCUGAAAGUAGAGGAACAAAAAGAAGAGCAAAAGGAGCUAGAGAAGUCUGAGAAAGAAGAGGAAGAGGAGGAAGACAGGAAAUCUGAAGAUGACAAAGAGGAAGAAGAAAGAAAACGUCAAGAAGAAAUGGAACGUCAGCGGCGAGAAAGACGAUAUAUCUUGCCUGAUGAACCAGCAAUCAUUGUACAUCCUAACUGGGCAGCAAAGAGUGGAAAGUUUGACUGUAGCAUUAUGUCUCUUAGUGUUCUUCUGGAUUACAGAUUAGAAGAUAAUAAAGAACAUUCCUUUGAGGUAUCAUUGUUUGCAGAACUCUUCAAUGAAAUGCUUCAGAGAGAUUUUGGUGUCAGAAUUUACAAAGCACUGAUCUCUCUCCCAGAGAGGGAGGACAAAAAAGACAAAAAAGGCAAAAAAGAUGACAGAAAAGAAAAAAAAGAAGAAAAAGAUGACGAAACAGAUGAUCCAAAACCUAAGAGGAGAAAAUCUGGAGACGAUAAAGACAAAAAAGAAGACAGAGAUGAAAAGAAGAGGGAAGAUAAAAGGAAAGAUGAUUCUAAAGAUGAAGAAGAAACUGAAGAUGACAAUAAUCAAGAAGAAUAUGAUCCAAUGGAGGCAGAAGAUGCUGAAGAUGAAGAUGAAGACCGGGAUGAAGAGGAAAUGAACAAACGGGAGGACAGAAGAGAGGGAAAUAGGCAUUGUAAAGAGAGGUCGUCUAAAGAUAAAGAGAAAGACAAGACGCAGAUGGUAACUGUUAAUAGGGAUCUUCUGAUGGCUUUUGUUUAUUUUGAUCAAAGUCAUUGUGGAUAUCUUCUGGAGAAGGACAUGGAGGAGAUACUGUACACUCUUGGACUACACCUGUCACGUGCUCAGGUCAAGAAGCUACUUAAUAAAGUAGUGCUUAGAGAAUCUUGCUUUUACAGAAGACUAACAGAUACUUCUAAAGAUGAAGAAAACCAAGAAGAGUCUGAAGAGCUUCAGGAAGAUAUGUUAGGAAACAGAUUACUGUUACCGUCACCCACUAUAAAGCAAGAAUCAAAAGCCAUAGAAGAAAAUGUUGGCCUCAUCGUGUACAAUGGAGCUAUGGUGGAUGUUGGGAGCCUUUUACAGAAGCUGGAGAAGAGUGAAAGAGUGCGAGCAGAGAUAGAACAAAAGCUUCAGUUACUAGAAGAAAAAACAGAUUACGAUGAAAAGACCAUACUACAGCUGGAGAAUUCUAACAAAAGUCUAUCUACGGAGCUCAAAGAAGUGAAAAAGGACCUUGGCCAACUGCAAGAAAAUUUGAAGAUCUCAGAUGAUAAAAAUUUGCAAUUUGAGGGUCAGCUGAAUAAGACAAUCAAAAAUUUAGCUACUGUUAUGGAUGAAAUACAGAGUGUUCUUAAACAGGAUAUUGUGAAGAGCGAAGAUAAAGAUCAGAAAUCCAAAGAAAAUGGAGCAAACGUAUGAUAAAACUGCUGCUGUUUAGAAGAAUGGUGUUACAUAAUGUAAUAUAAAUCAUGAUACCAGAAUGUAUGGGAAGUGAUGCAUGUUUGAUUUUAGUAGUAUAAAUAUCUUAGUUCCAAAAGAUGUAUAAAGUUUUAUGAAUGUGAGUGUCUGCUCCUUGAAGAUUGCUUGUAAUUCUUAGCAUUCAAUGAGACACUCCUCAAAUGAAAAUAAUUUUGCAUUGCAAAAUGUUUUAGGAUGAACUUUGUUAUAGUUUUAACCCUAAUAAAGUUCAUCAAUGUAAUGAACAGUAGCAAGUAUUUAAUUACCAAAUGUUUUUCAUUAAAGUCUAGUGAAAUCAAAAUUUUCAUUAUUUAUAGAAUUGCCAUUUUUAGGUUUUUAUUUUUAUUUCGGUCUAAUUAGUCUUUUUAAAUUCAAAUAUAAAUCACAAAAUAGCAUGCUGCUUAAUUUUGCAAGUAAAGACUUUUUUUAAAAAAAAGCUUCUUGGAUUUUUUUUUUUUACUUGUCACAACUUUCUUUUCCCUUCCAACUUUCUUCCCCAAGCUGCUUGUAUUAAAGCCUCAUAAUAUACAGUAGUUCAGAUGAGUUAAGAAAGCAAUAGAAACCUACCAAAAUACUGGUAGUAUUGUGGAAUUUAUAUGAAAAUACAUGGGCCUGUUUUAAAUGUAUGUCAAUUGUGUUCAUUUAAUUGUUAUCUCUGGAUUAAUAUAUAUGCUCCUUCCUAAUAAUAAAUGCAGUGUAUGAAAAUGUAUGGUUGGAUACCAGGCCAGUAGAUGUCAGAAUAAUGCCUUACAUGGAGAAAAUGCUAUCGUUGUAAACAGCCUUUAAUUAAAUUUGGACCUCUUUCUUAACAUGUGUAAUAACUUCAAAGGCUUUAGUCCAAGAAAAGAAUGGAUACACAAGUAUCGGUACUCCAUGUUAUAACUGCUACGGAGCAGGACACAACUUGGUUUGUUGGAAGUGGGCAAGAUUCCUUUCAUUUGUGUUCACAAAUCACUAGAGAUCUAGACUUAAAAGUUAACAUGACAUCAUUGUCAGAGGCAACUUAUUCAAAUAAUGUGAAAUAUGAACAGUCUUCUGGUGCAACUUCCAGGAAAAUUAAGGGUUUUGAAGGUUGGGACAGAAACAUUAUCUUACAGAAAUGGUUCAUUUUAGCAGACCUUCUUUUUUAGCCUAGAUGUCCUAGGUAACUAAAUACCUGUUAGGGGGAGUCCAAGUGCCAUAACGUGUAUAAAUAACCUACAUGGAAACUCAUGUAGGUUUACUGAGAUACACAUUAAAAUGCCUGAAUUUAUGUUCAAAAGAGUCUAAGCUGGUGCUUUUAUCACUUAGCUUUCUUGGCUCUUUUGAAGCUAGACCAGUGAAAUACUUUUUCAUUAAAAUAACAUGCAUAAGCUUCCCCCUCAUUCAUCUUAGUUGAGUCACUGUAUAAUAUCGUAACUGCUCACACUAAAAUAGGAAGUACUAUAAAAACACUAAUUAUUGCAUAUAAGUACACAGAAAAUGCAUGCUUUAUGAAUUAAGAGAUAACAUCUCAGAAUGAUUGAGGAUGGUGAUAAAUUUGUCUUACAAAAAGCAUUACCUGUGGUGUACAGAUGGUGUUAACAGAUUCUUUUGUAAUCAAAUUAUAUUUUUCACCUUUACCUUUGUACAAAUUGUUGAUGGCAUGUUUCAUUUUUGACGUUGAGCACUGUUUAUUUAAAUGGACUUGAAAGGAUUGCAUUUGAAUUACUUUGUUAAUGGAUUUCAGCAGUACAUGUGAACCUACAAGAAAAUAAUUCUAGAAUUCAACACUUUUUAGGCACACUGAAACAUCUGUUGAAAUAUUUUGCUGGGGUGUUUUUACAUUAAACUGCUGAGCUGAAAGCAGUUGUUGCCACAAGCAGGCCUCAUCUUGUGUUUCAGUAAGUGGCCCUGUGAGAUAGUUGCUAGAGUGAUAACAGAUUUUUACAGUACUUAAGAAAAAAAGUAUUUGUUAGAAUGACUGUAAUCUUUAUAUUGCUUUGAUGUAAUAGUGUUUCAAUACUAUGUACAGUCUGCAUUUAUGUUGGAAAGGAACUCAAAAGGGUAAAGAAUAAAGGAAAAAAAACAAGGAAAAGUUUGACAACCUACAGAGCUUGACCAGUCUCCUGAAGCACAAAUAAUCUGAGGAAGAACAGAUACCUUCCUCAGCUUGUUAAAGUUGGUUUACCAAACCGCACAAGAUUCUGUGUAUGACUAGUACUGAUGCUGUGUAUUAGCUAAAGAUUCUCGGUAAUAUUCCCAGAAAUGUAAUUAAUUCUUAAAAAGUUGAAUACAGAUCAGUAAUAGAGGUUUGGAGAAGCAAUCUGUCAGUUUUAAUUUAUGAACACUGUUUUUGCAUUUUAUAUCCACACUUUGCAUCUCACGGGCUUUGCACUUCUAAGUCUUGUGUUACCUAUGAGUUGCUGGUAAAAGUGAGCCCGAGCUGACUUUUACCCUGAUGCCUCAAAGUCUGGUUUUUGUUUGUAGUUGUAGAAUCAUCAUGGAUGCUCCAUAGAAAAUUGUAAAUCUCAGGCUGCCUUGUUUUGUAGAGAAAGCACUGCUACAGCAGGCCAGUAAAUGCUCAGUUCAUAGAUUAUUUUCCUCCCCUUUUGUAUUUUGUCUAGUAUGGUGGAAUUAAUGAGUUAAACCCUUAUAAAGUAAUACUCAGACUAGCGGAUGUCUAUGAGUAAGGCUAGGAAGAAAGUUCCAAGUGAUUCAUGUGUAUGCAAAAUGGUCUAGAAUAGACUCUCUUGAGGCCCCUUUGCUUUUGCUCUGGCAUAAAAAGGCAGAAUUACAUAGUUUCAGUGCUACAUAGCAACAGUGGGCAAGUAGACCAAUAACUACUUUCUGCCAAAGUUUUCUGAAGUGUUGAGGAUUGCAUGCAGGAUAAUGGAGCUGCUUCCAGCACCACUGUGUGUUCUACCAGGAUGAAGAUAUGUAAUGUUUUUUUGACUCGCCCAGCGCUUGAUGCUUGUGCAUGCAGUGCCUGGGCACUGCUGCAAAAUCACUUCCCGGUUGUUGCUUGGUUUAUCCAGUGUCCUCCGACAGCCUGGGCACUCUGAAGCAUACGAUGCAGACGCUGGAAUUCUUUGGUGCCCAUGGGUGUCCACAGAUCCAGCAUUUACAAUUGAGUUGUUUCAGAAUCUAACAUUAUGCAGCCUAGUCCUUUAAGAUAACAUUAUUUUUUCAGUGUUUUAACUGCUUUGAGAGAGAUGAAUGAAUUUUCAGUCCAUCUUUCUGCUGAGUAAUGUGCUGUGUGAAUAUCUGUUUGGACUUAUGUAACACAGUUAACUUUAGCUGGUGAUUUUAUCCAGAAUGUGCACAAAACAUGUUUUUUCUCUUGCUUCUCUGUAAUCUUUGUGUACCCAGGUCAGGUUCUUACCUUGAAUGCAUUUGUUCAGUGCAGUUUAUAUUUAAAAAUAUAAAAUAUUUCAUUUUGAGUGACUGAGUCUUAUGGCCAGCAGUAAGAUUACAAAAUGUGUAGGUAGCACACUUAGCACACUUAAUGCUAAUAUUUUGCAGAAAGCAGAAAUGGUUCAGUAGAAAUUCAGCUGGGACUUGUAUAUUGCCAUGUAGUGCAACAAUAAAAAUGGCACAAAUGA